Messenger RNA from Cyclopterus lumpus (lumpfish), 2025 nucleotides. It is a transcript of the gene ccn4a, whose product is annotated as cellular communication network factor 4a. The transcript has 5 exons. NCBI's taxonomy places the organism in Eukaryota, Metazoa, Chordata, Actinopteri, Perciformes, Cyclopteridae. Gene Ontology annotation, molecular function: integrin binding; heparin binding. Bases 188 to 1273 code for a protein of 361 amino acids. The record is from RefSeq and is a predicted model, not a curated record. Gene Ontology annotation, cellular component: extracellular matrix; extracellular region. Gene Ontology annotation, biological process: cell adhesion; signal transduction.
UGGAGCGGAGGGAAGGAGAAGAAGGAGUGUGCGGGGCUCGUCCUCUCAGACCUUACGUCAGACAGAGGAGCACGCAGCUGACAGCGACGGGACGAGGAGGAUGUAGCUCACCUGUGGAGAGCGGCGUGUCGUGCGGUUAUCACGGGACUUAUUCAAGAGUCAAUGCAUUUGCAGUUCCUCACCAGUGAUGAGUUGGCUCCUGGUGUGGAUUCUAACUGCAGCCGGGAUUCAACAGGCCUACUCCCAGAAUUCCACUGCCAUGCCACCUGCGACAGCCGUCACAUCCCCAGCUGCGGACGUGUAUAAUCGCACACAGUACUGCAAGUGGCCCUGCGAUUGCCCCAAAGUCACCCCCCCCUGUCCGCCGGGCGUGAGCCUCCUCACGGAUGGCUGUGACUGCUGCAAGACCUGCGCCAGCCAGGUGGGCGAGGUGUGCAACGAGGCAGACACAUGCGACUACCACAAAGGACUGUACUGUGACUACAGCUCGGACAAGCCUAGGUACGAAAAAGGAGUGUGUGCAUAUAUGGUGGGAACAGGCUGCGAACAUGAUGGCGUGAUCUACCGUAACGGGCAGAGCUUCAAGCCCAGCUGUAAAUACCAGUGUGUGUGUGUGAACGGCGCCAUCGGCUGUGUGCCGCUGUGCGCAGAGUCCCAGCCUCCGCGGGUCUGGUGCCAAACCCCACGCCGGGUCAAAGUCAGGGGACAAUGCUGUGAACAGUGGAUCUGUGAUGAGCCCAAAAGAGGGCGCAAGACUGCGCCACGACACGCAGUAGAGGCUUCCCCAGCUGAGACCAGGAGCUGGCAUAAGAACUGCAUUACCCAGACUACCUCAUGGAGCCCCUGCUCAAGGAGCUGUGGUCGCGGCCUGUCCCUGAGGAUCUCCAACGCCAACGAGGAGUGUGAGCUGGUCAAAGAGUCUCGCCUGUGCACCCUGCGGCCCUGUGAGGUCAACAUCACCAAACACAUCAAGCCGGGAAAGAAGUGUCUGAACAUCUACAGGGAAGAACUGCCUUCAAACCUCACCAUCUCUGGCUGCACCAGCAGGAAGCAGUACAGGCCCAAAUACUGCGGCGUCUGCACAGACGAGCGCUGCUGCAUCCCCUACAAGUCUAAAACCAUUGAGGUGGAGUUUGAGUGUCCUAACGGGACAGGGUUCACCUGGAAGAUGCUGUGGGUCCAGGCCUGCUUCUGCAACCUCAGCUGCAAAAACCCCAACGACAUCUUUGCCGAGCUGGAGAGUUACUAUGGUCACCCAGAAGUCAUGAACUAACAGGUGGCAAUCUCACUCUCUGCCUGUGGGAGGAUCUUGCCUUACUCCUGGCCUCUUUUUUUUACUCAAUGAUUUAUAUUUGUGAUGCAUAUGAAUAUGUACAAGGGAUUUUCUUAGUCUUUUUUUCCUAUUGGAAGAAUCUGUAUAUGUGUCUAUAUAUAAAUAUAUAUGUGUCUCCUGAUUGGAUUCAUAAAGCAUGAUGUGCUUUUGAAGAAUAUUUGAAGCACUGCUUUGCAAAUGAAAAAAAUAUUCAGCCAGUGAGUGUGUGAAAUAGUGAGGGCUUAAUUUAUUUAUGCAGCUUUUUGCAUAUGAAAUAACAUGUCAUGUUCUUGAUGUGCUUUCAAGAACAGUCAACAUCACAAGUCAACUUAGAUAAUAAGGCUUUACUAUUUUACUAAAAUGUACUUUAUAAGAAAUGUUAAAAAGACAGAAAUUAACUGAGGUGCCAAGAAAAAGAAAAAAAUAUUUUAAGACCGCAUGUCCAAAUAUUAAAAUAAUGACAGAAUCAGGGAAUAUCAGUUACACGUUUUUUAUUGUCUUUUUUUUUUAAUAAAUACAAACGUUUAUGUCUCUUUAAUGCUUUUCUAGAGCAUUAGACGGUUGUAUGUCACUUCUUUACAAAGCUGUGUAUGUGUUCUACAAAGCUAAAUGUUGCUGUAGUGCAAGUAAAAUACAAGAGAAUAUGAUGUUGGGUAAGUUCUAUGGCUAUCCGCAUGUUAAAAUGUGAACCUAUCCACAACCACAUAGGAGCA